GACCAUAAAACACGGAGGAAGACGAAGAAAACGCAUACGGCCUUUUCCCAGAACCAAGCACGUCCUUUUCCUCUCUCCUCUCUUCCUUUCUCUCAGACGGCAGAACCCUUCGUCCAAAAUCUUCUACGGCCGAACCCUUCGCUCUUAGAUCUCUUCCUCUCUCUCAGGUUUGAGAAUCACCGUCUGCCAGUUAUCUUCCUCUCUCUCAGCUCGGCGUUUUGGACAGAGUCACUGGGCUCGGCCGCUACCCAUUUUUCGGCGUCGAACCAGUCUCAGAGAGCCCAACGGUUUGGUUAUUGCUAACGGCAGCCAUUGGAGUGAAUCUUGUACUUGAGACUGCUAAUCUAUUGAGAUGGAAAGCGGGAUAAAAGACUGGGUGUCAGGGCUCUUCUUCAAUUGAAAGAAGCUGGGGACUUGAAAGAAACGCCAAAAUAAAACAAUAGAGAAAAAAAGGCUUGAUGCGGGAUGGAGGAGGACAAAAAGUGAGUUAAUUGGGGGCGGUGGGGGAUACCCGAUUACCACUCCAAUUGAAUACUCUGGCCGGUGGAACGAAAUAAAGGGGAAGAUACAUUGGACGGCCGAAUCCUUUGUUCUUAGAUCUCUUCCUGUUUCUCAGAUUUGAGAAUCACUGUCUGCCAGUUCUCUUCCUCUCUCUGAGAUUUGCGUUUUGGACGGAGUCACUGAGCUCGGCCGCUACCCACUUUUCAGCUUCGAACCAGUGACUAUCUUUGAGUAAUUUGCAGUCUUGAUGCGGGAUGGAGGAAGAGGAGGACAAAAAGUGGGCAUACAACGAACUACUUGGAGGAUCUGUCACCGACUUUGGGUGACCACAUCAUUUGUCUGUUCUUCCUGAAGGUGUAUUGCUCGCUACUAAUAUUCACUUAUCAUCUUGUGAAUGAAAGCCUUGCCCCUUCUUACACCGUUUGUUUUGCCUCUAAAAUACUCACUGCCAAAGUCUGUUCUAUCUUCAUUUUCCUAUUCUCUCUUAUCUCCAUCUUUGUUUUUCCCAUCUCUCGGUGAUACAAUAGUUAUUUUGUUGCUUUUCUACUUGCAACCAAAAAAAAAAUAAAAAAAUCACUGGAACAAAAAUGGUAGAUACUAUCUGUAUAUCAUUUGUUGAGAAAAUAGUAGAGUACACUGUUGCACCUAUUGGACGGAGGCUUUUCUAUUCAUGUCAGUACAACAGCAACAAAGAGAAGCUGAAUUAUAAGGAAGGGGAAUUGCGGGAUGCUAAAGACAGGGUGCAAUCCUCAGUUAAUGUUGCGCGAAGAAAUAGUGAGCAAAUUCAUCGUGUUGUUAUAAGGUGGCUGGAAGAUGUAGCUAUUAUAGAAUUGGCCAUCAGCAGACUUCGUGAAAGCGAAGAAGAAGCAAGCAUGAGGUGCUCUAAUGCGGCAUGCCUAAACUUAAUACAUCGGCAUCAAGUAAGUCGAGCGGCAAAGAAUAUAGUGGAAAAUAUUGCCCAACUUAUUGCAAGAUGUGACAAUGAUAACUUUAAAGAAGUUUCGUAUCGUCCUCCUUUAGAAGGAAUGGAGAGAAUAAGAAACAAGGAUUACAUGGCCAUGGGGUCGAGGAUGACAGUGAUGAAGGGGAUUAUGGAGGCAUUGGGAAAUGCUGAUAUCGACAAGAUCGGGGUGUGGGGGAUGCCUGGAGUUGGAAAGACUACUUUGAUGAAAGAAAUUGCCAGACAAGCUGUGGAAGAAAAGUUAUUCAAUGAGGUGGUUAUGACAGUUGUGCCAAACAACCUAGAUGUAAGGCGUAUUCAAGAAGAAAUUGCAGAGAUGCUAGGUCUAAAGUUUGAUCAAGAAUCUGAAAAAGGGAGAGCAUGUCUUCUGCGACAGAGGCUAUCAAAUGACAAGAAGAAUCUUAUUAUCCUGGAUGAUAUAUGUAAGGCAUUUGAUUUACAGGAAAUUGGAAUUCCUUCUGAAGGAUGCAAAGUAGUAAUGACAUCCAGAUAUCGUGAUGUAUUAAUGAGUGGAAUGGACACCCAAAAAGCAAUUCAUGAACUUAAGAUUUUACGGAAAGAAGAAGCAUGGAACUUAUUUGAGAAGAUGGCAGGUGAUUGUUUCAAAGAUUGGCCGCCUGAAGUGAGAGGCAUAGCAACUAAGAUAGCCGAAAAGUGUGCAUGUCUUCCUAUUGCUCUCGUAACAGUUUCGAAGGCAUUAAAAAAUAAGAGUUUGGCUACAUGGAAGGAUGCCCUGGUGCAACUAACAAGACCCACUCCAGAACAUAACUCAAAAUUAUGGUCACACGUCCAUUCUUGUAUACAGUUGAGUUAUGAACAUCUUGAUGGUGAAGAUGCCGUCAAAUCCCUCUUUUUGCUCUGUGCUCAACAAGGUUACUACAUUUCCUAUCGGGACUUGCAGAGAUAUGGUUUCGGUUUGGGUUUAUUCCACAACAUUUAUACAUUGGAAGAAGCAAGAAACAGACUAGAGAGUUUAGUUAGUAAUCUUCUAGAUUCUUGUUUGCUACUAGAAAGUCCACAUAGCUCCGAGGUAUUUUACAUGCAUGAUCUUGUUCGUGAUGUUGCUACAAUAAUUGCGUCAAAGAAUCAUAAUAUGUUUGUCAUGAGAGAUGAUGGUGCGCAAAAAGCAUGGCUAGAUGUGGAUGCACUAAAUAGAUGUGAGGCGCUCUCUAUUCAUGGUGGAGAAAUCCUUAAACAUUUCAAUAAAAUGGAAUGUCCUAAAUUAAGAUUCUUUCAUGUCGAAUGCUUACUCAAUUUGAAAAUCUCGGACAUUUUCUUCCAAGGGAUGGACAAGCUCGAAGUUCUGAGUUUGAGACGAAUGCGACUUUCAUCACUUUUUCCACUUACAAACCUACAAACAUUAUGUCUAGAUGGAUGUAGGUUGGGAGAUAUUCAUUGGAUUGGAGAACUCAAGAGUUUAUUAAUUCUUAGUCUUGCUCAUUCUGACAUUUCAAAUCUCCCAAGAGAAAUAGAGUCGUUGACUCGUUUGCAGUUAUUGGAUUUGAGCUAUUGUUUCAGACUUAGAGUGAUUCCUCCUAAUGUCUUGUCAAGCUUGGUCAUCUUAGAAGAGUUGUAUAUGCAAAAAACCGAAGUCCAAUGGGAGCUUGAAGGACCCAGCAAUGAAGGAAAAAAUGCUAGCCUUGCAGAGCUAAAGAAAUUGUCACACUUGACCACUUUAGAGAUAGAUAUUCCGAAUGCCAACAAUCUACCGGCAAAUUUGUUUUCUGGAAAGCUUGAGAGAUACAAGAUACGCAUUGGAAAUGAAAUCUUCGAUCCAGUUUUUACGUGGAAGGCAGCCUUCUCAAGAGUUUUAAAACUCAAUCUGAAGAUGAGCUUCCAAUUGGACUUUGGGAUCAAAAUGCUACUGAAGAGGACAGAGUAUCUUUCCUUAGUCGAGGCAGACAGUACUAAGAGUGUCUUACAUGAAUUACAUGGAGAAGAUUUUCAACAACUGAAGCAUCUCCAUAUCCAAAAGAAUGGUAAUAUUAAGCAUAUCACUGAGUUGAGGACACCGGAUGUUGCCUUUUUUCCUUUCCUGGAGACAUUUAUUUUGAUAGCUAUGAUCAGCUUGGAAGAAAUUUGUCAGGUCAAACUUCCAUUGUCAUCCUUCAAAAACUUGAAAGUUUUAAAGGUGGAGAACUGUGAGAAAUUAAGAUUUAUCUUCUCAUCAUCUAUAGCAAGAGGCCUUUCACUACUUGAAGAAUUGAACAUAACAAGAUGCAACAACAUUGGUGCAAUAUUCGUGAAAGAAGAAGAAGACGAAAUAGAAGAUCAGGGAGAUAUGAUGUUGUUCGGUCGACUUCAAACCUUAGUGCUAAAGGAUCUUCCAAAGCUCGUGGGCUUCCUAAGCACAAGAGAAACCAAUUCAGAGGGCAACCUGCAUGAUUUUCAGUUGCCGCUUCUACAUCAUCAGGUUUCCUUUCCUAGCUUGCAAACACUGCGUAUGGAGGGUCUACCCAAAAUAAAGCAUGUAUGGAGCUGUGGUCAAGAACCCAAAACAGUUUUCACAUGUCUCGAGCAAUUGAAAAUACUUGAGAUUAGCAAUUGUGGGGUGGAGGAAAUAGUUGCAGUUGAAGGAGGAGGAGAAGCAGUAGCAAUUAGGACUUUGGUGUUCCCUCGAGUAAGUACUUUGAAGUUUAGAAAUUUAAAGAGACUCAAGUGGUUUUACAAAAGAGUGCAUCAUUCAGUUUUCACAUGUCUCGAGCGAUUGAAAAUACUUGAGGUUAGCAAUUGUGGGGUGGAGGAAAUAGUUGCAGUUGAAGGAGGAGGAGAAGCAGUAGCAAUUAGGACUUUGGUGUUCCCUCGAGUAAGUACUUUGAAGUUUAGAAAUUUAAAGAGACUCAAGUGGUUUUACAAAGGAGUGCAUGUUUCAAAAUGGCCGAUGCUGAAAGAGAUGACAAUUCAAGGAUGCCAUAAAGUUGAGAUUUUUGCUUCACAAGUUGUGAGCUUUGAAAAAGCAAUUGAAGAUCAGAGGCAGUCUGAGAUGUCCAAUAUUAGACAACCCCUUUUCUCGGUGGAUGAGCACUCAUUCCCCAGCUUGGAGAAACUGCUCAUUUCGAACAUGGAUUCGUUAGAAAUUAUAUUUGGAAAGCUGGAGGGGCAAAAUGGUAAAGAACCACAAGAUUUAAUAUGCCCAGCGUCAGGGACAGAAGAAAGCGGAGCAACCACACACUUUGUGUCAUUUGUUUCCUUCCCUAGCUUGCAAACACUGCAUAUUAAGGAUUUAACCAAAAUAAAGCACGUAUGGAGCUGUGGUCAAGAACCCAAAACAGUUCUCACAGGUCUCGAGCAAUUGCAAGUACUUGAGAUUGAGGAUUGUGGGGUGGAGGAAAUUGUUGCAAUUGAAAGAGGAGGAGAAGCAGUAGCAAUUAGGACUUUGGUGUUCCCUCAAGUAACUCAGUUGACGUUUAGAAAUUUACCGAGACUCAAGUGGUUUUACAAAGGAGUGCAUGUUUCAAAAUGGCCGAUGCUGAAAGAGAUGAAAAUUGAAAGAUGCGAGAAAGUUGAGAUUUUUGCUUCAGAAGUUGUGAGCUUUGAAAAAGCAGUUAAAGAUCAGAGGCAGUUUGAGAUGUCCAUUAAACAACCCCUUUUCUCGGUGAAUGAGCUCUCGUUUCCGAGCUUGAAGACGUUGGAAAUUAUAUGGCCGGAUCAAGUCACCGCGACUUCUUUUCCCAAUAUUCCGAAUGCCAACAAUCUACCGGCAAAUUUGCUUUUUGAAAAGCUUGAGAGAUGCAAGAUAUGCAUUGGAAUUAAAAGAUACCAUCCCGCGUAUUUUAUGGGGGAGAAUGACUUCUCAAGAGUUUUUAAACUCAAACUGAAUAUGAGCUUCCGAUUGGACUUAGGGAUCAAAAUGCUACUGAAGAGAACGGAAUAUCUUUACUUAGACGAGGCGAACAGUACUAAGAGUGUCUUAUAUGAAUUACAUAGAGAAGAUUUUCAACAACUGAAGUUUUUCCAUAUCCAAAACAAUGGUAAUAUUAAGCAUAUCCUUGAGUCGGGGACAUCGGUUGUUGCCUUUCCUAUCCUGGAGACAUUUGUUUUGAACAAUAUGUUCAGCUUGGAAGAAAUUUGUCAGGACAAACUUCCAUUGUCAUCCUUCAAAAACUUGAAAGUUUUAAAGGUGGAGAACUGUGAGAAAUUAAAAUUUAUCUUCUCAUCUUCUAUAGCCAGAGGCCUUUCACUACUUGAAGAAUUGAACAUAACAAGAUGCGACAACUUGGGUGCAAUAUUCGUGAAAGAAGAAGAAGACGGAAUAGAAGAUCAGGGAGAUAUAAUGUUGUUCGGUCGACUUCAAACCUUGGUGCUAAACGAUCUUCCAAUGCUCGUGGGCUUCCUAAGCACAAAAGAUUCAUUUAUGGCUGAUUGUAGAGAAACCAAUUCAGAGGGCAACCAUGAUCUUCAGUUGCCACUUCUACAUCACGAUCAGGUUUCCUUUCCUAGCUUGCAAACACUGUGUAUGUGGGGUCUACCCAAAAUAAAAUACGUAUGGAGCUGUGGUCAAGAACCCAAAACAGUUUUCACAUGUCUCGAGCAAUUGAAAAUACUUGAGAUUAGCAAUUGUGGGGUGGAGGAAAUAGUUGCAGUUGAAGGAGGAGGAGAAGCAGUAGCAAUUAGGACUUUGGUGUUCCCUCGAGUAAGUACUUUGAAGUUUAGAUAUUUAAAGAGACUCAAGUGGUUUUACAAAGGAGUGCAUGUUUCAAAAUGGCCGAUGCUGAAAGAGAUGACAAUUCAUGGAUGCCAUAAAGUUGAGAUUUUUGCUUCAAAAGUUGUGAGCUUUGAAAAAGCAAUUGAAGAUCAGAGGCAGUCUGAGAUGUCCAAUAUUAAACAACCCCUUUUCUCGGUGGAUGAGCACUCAUUCCCCAGCUUGGAGACACUGGAAUUUUGGAACAUGGAUUCGUUAGAAAUUAUAUUUGGAAAGCUGGAGGGGCAAAAUGGUAAAGAACCACAAGUUUUAAUAUCCCCAGCAUUAGGGACAGAAGAAAGUGGAGCAACCACACAGUUUGCGUCGACCGGCAAACUUCCAUUGAUAUACUUCAAAAACUUGAAAGUUUUAAAGGUGGAGAACUGUCAGAAAUUAAGAUUUGUCUCCUCAUCAUCCAUUGCCAAAGUCCCUUCACUACUUGAAAAAUUGAAAAUAAAAAGAUGCAACAACAUGGGUGCAAUAGUUGUGGCAGAAGAUAAAGACGGAAUAGAAGAUGGAGAUGUAAUAUUGUUCCAUCAACUGCAAACCUUGGAGCUAGAGGACCUUCCAGAACUCGUGAGCUUCUUUAGCACAAAAAGUUCAUUCAUGACUGAUUGUGGGCAGAUCAUUACAGAGGGCAACCACAAUCUUCACAUGCCACUUCUACCCCAUCAGCUUUGCUUCCCUAGUGUGAGAGAGUUGUAUCUGGAAGGUCUGCCCAAAAUAAAGCACGUUUGGAGUAAAGAGCCCCAGACAAUGUUCAGGUUUCAAGCUUUACAAGAUAUAUACGUUGGGAAAUGCGAGAGCCUGACAAGUUUAUUUCCAGCCUGGGUUCUUAGAUGUCUCGAGCAAUUGAAGAAAAUUGUGAUUGAGGAUUGUGGGGUGGAGGAAAUUGUUGCAGUUGAAGGAGGAGGAGGAGAAGCGGUAGAAAGGACAUUGGUGUUCCCUCGAGUAAGUACUUUAGAGCUUAGAAAUUUGAAGAGACUCAAGUGGUUUUGCAAAAGAGUGCAUGUUUCAAAAUGGCCGAUGCUGAAACUGAUGAAAAUUGAAGGAUGCGAGGAAGUUGAGAUUUUUGCUUCAGGAGUUGUGAGCUUUGAAGAAACCAUUAAAGAGAGGCAGUCAGAGAUGUCCAUUAAGCAGCCCCUUUUCUUGGUGGAUGAGCUCUCGUUUCCGAGCUUGAAGAAGUUGUACAUUUGGAGCUUGGAUAAGUUGGAAAUUAUAUGGCAGGAUCAAGUGACCGCGAGUUCUUUUCCCAAUAUUCAAGAAUUGAGAAUUUCAGAUUGUGACAAGCUGUUGCACGUCUUUCAAUCUAAUUUGCAUACAACAAGAACAUUGAUACAAAGUCUGACUAGUCUACAUAUAAAGGACUGUGAUUCAUUAGAAACUAUAUUUAGAAAUAUGGAGGGGCAAAGUGGUAAAGAAUCACAAGUUUUAAUAGCUCCAAGUUUCGGAUUGGAAGAAAGUAUAGCAAGAGAAGAAGAAACAACCAGACAUAUUGAGUUCCCCACACUAACUGAAAUGUCACUUGUUGGAUUGCCAAAACUCAAGUGGAUUUUAGAAGGGGUGCAUACUAAUUUGGAAUGUCCUUCAUUGAAACAAUUAGAACUGGGGGGAUUUGGACGAGUGAUCAACAUGAUUUGGGCUUCAAAAUUUCCGAGAAGCAGUAGUAGUCAAGAGAACCAACUCCAGACUUGCGUUCAACAACCCAUUUUCGAGUUUGACGAGGCUACGUUCCCCAACUUGGAGAUUUUGUCAUUGCGCUUCAGUAGAACAAUAUGUCCUAGCAGAUUUUCAGAUUUUCCUGCAGGUCCAUCUUUUCCUAUAAUAAGGCUGCCAACUCUGUUGGAACUUAAAGUGCGGAGUAGUGGCUGGGAGGAAAUAUUCUCUCAUGAACUUGUUGAUCGAGAAAUACGAUUAAGACGACUAUCGCUCAAUCAUCUACCUAUGCUUAUACAUUUGUGGAAAGAAGACGGUACCCAACCAUGCCCACUUUCUCAUAAUCUGCAAUUUCUUAGCCUGUCAGGAUGUGGCAAAUUGAAAAACAUAGUGCCAUCAUCGGUAUCUCUUCACAAUUUGAGAGAAUUGGCAAUAUCAGAUUGUCACGGAUUGAUCAAUUUAUUAACAUCCUCAACUGCCAAAACUCUGGUGCAACUCAGUAGAAUGACUGUAACUGAUUGCAAAAGGAUUACUGAAAUUGUAGCAAUGGAAGAUGGUGAGGCAAAUGUGGAGAUUACUUUCAAAAAUUUAGUAUGCUUAGAACUUGAUGGCUUACCAAACCUCACACACUUUUGCUCUAGACCUUAUUCCUUUGGGUUCCCAUCUUUGAUAGAAGUAAUUGUGAGAUGUUGUCCUGAGAUGAAGACUUUUUGUCACGGAGUCUUAAGUACACCAGAGCUAACAGCAGUAUGGGAUGAUCGUCACCGUUGGAAUUCGAAGCGGAAUGUGCAUUGGGAGGAUGACCUUAAUACCACUACACGUUGUCUUUGGGAGUCAAAUCAAUAUGAUACUCAAUGCUUAUUCAGAGAAAGGGUUGAGAAUUCUGAAGAAGAUGAAAAUCAUCCUUCAGAAGAUGAAGAUCAUUCUGAGAAUUCUGAAGAAGGCUAGAAUGUAGCUUUUCCAUUCAGAAUUUGUGGAUCCAAUGGUGAUAUUUCUUUCUUUUGAUGAAGUCAGUCAGGGCAGAGGACCCUUCAUUCCCAUUAAUGUUUAAUUAUGGUUUGCUUGUUUUAUUAUGUCUUCUUUAUUUUUAAAUGUCUCUUAUAUGUACGAGAGAAUGCCAAAUAAAAAAAGUUUGACAAUGUAUUGAUUUGAUAUAACUCCUCAUGAAGUACUGUAGUUAACAACUCUGGUGUUGCCAACAAAUAAACUUGAAUUAUAAUCUUUUGAUUAUAAUUCGACCAUA
Molecule: messenger RNA, 9042 nt
Organism: Carya illinoinensis
Lineage: Eukaryota; Viridiplantae; Streptophyta; Magnoliopsida; Fagales; Juglandaceae
Exons: 17
Coding region: 1089-8747 (2552 amino acids)
Molecular function (GO): ADP binding; ATP hydrolysis activity
Source: RefSeq, a predicted model, not a curated record